Stegodyphus dumicola is the source of this 636-nucleotide messenger RNA. RefSeq lists its product as uncharacterized. Gene Ontology annotation, biological process: DNA replication. The record is from RefSeq and is a predicted model, not a curated record. Gene Ontology annotation, molecular function: DNA-directed DNA polymerase activity; DNA binding; nucleotide binding. Lineage: Eukaryota; Metazoa; Arthropoda; Arachnida; Araneae; Eresidae.
AUGGCUCUCUCAAAGCUGCCUGCUUGUUUCGGCCUUACAGAACUAAAAAAAGGAUAUUUUCCGCCGCACCUUUUCAACAAGAAAGAAAAUCAAAAUUAUGUGGGAUUUUUACCUGAGCCUAAGUACUACAAUCCUGAUUGUAUGACUAGUGCGGUGCGAACCUCCUUUUUGGAAUGGCAUAAAGAACACGAGAAGGAUAUAUUUGAUUUCCAAGAAGAAAUUCUCACGUAUUGCCGAUCAGAUGUUGAUAUCCUUCGUAGAUGUUGCGUUGAAUUUAGAAAUCAGUUUUUAGAAAUUACAGGAGUAGACCCCUUUUGUUACAUAACCAUUGCAUCAGCGUGUAUGGCGGUUUACAGAUCCCGACACAUAAUACCUAAUACCAUCGCAAUGAUACCUGUAGGAGGUUAUAUCAAUCGCACGAAUCAUAGUCCUGACUGUAUUCGUUGGCUUGAUUUUAUUGCCCAAAAAGAGAGCAUUGAAAUCGAACACGCUUUGAACGGAAAAGGAGAAAGACGAUUGGAUGGUAUAUCUGUAGACGGAUAUUGCAAAGAAACAAAUACUGUUUAUCAAUACUACGGAUGUUUCUUUCACGGUUGCUCCACCUGUUUUGACGGAGAUGCACUCCACCCCCCAUAA